UAACCAAAAAUAAGAGUCUUGUUGUUUGACCAAGAACACUGGCAUAAACAGUGGUGGAAGUGGUCCUUCCGCUGCAGCAACCCGCACCUCUGCUUUGGGGGCGAGUUUCUUUUUUUUUCUUCCCUUUUUUUACGCAAAGGAUGUGUGCAGGAGUGGCACUUUCGGGGCUUUAAAUAGUCACCAAACUUUGGCGCAACAGAGCAUCCCUGAGCUCAGCAGUGAAAAUCACCGCUCUGACCCAGGAUGGACGUUCACAAGCGACUGGGGAUGAAGGACACGCUGCUGGCUCUCUUACUCGCUGUCCUGCAGGGGCUUCCAGUCGGGGAAGCGGUCCCGAACCCGUCACCGCUGGUUGGAUCCAACUGGGGUAACCCGAGGCGUUUCAUCCACCUGCAGACMUCCACAGACCUCCACAACUUCUACUUGGAAAUCAAAUUAGAUGGCACCGUGCGCAAAACUACAGCCAGGUCCCCAUAUAGUGUAAUUCUACAAAAAGCUGAGACAAGGGAGCGCGUGGCGAUCUUCGGUGUCAAAAGCAACCGUUACUUGUGUAUGGAUUUGCAGGGCAACCCGUUCAGCUCGCCCGUCUGCAUCARAGACGACUGUCUGUUCAACCACAGGCUCCUGGAGAACAACCGGGACGUGUACUAUUCUAUCCGGACCGGGAUCCUCUUCAACCUGGAGGGCUCCCGGCAGGUGUUCUCGGCGGGUCAGAACCUGCCGCAGACCUCCCUCUUCCUGCCCAAGAAGAACACGGUGCCGCUGGAGCGCCUCUUGCUGCACAGGGAGAAGAGAAACCGGAUCGUGGACCCCUCAGACCCGCACAACGUCAACGUGUGGCAGACCGAGGACGGCUUCGACUCCAGGGCGGGGACUGAGGACGACACCGACCUGGAUGUGGACGUGGAGACGGAGACGGAGGCCGGGGACGAUGGAGGAAACGUAUCCAGGGAGACGCAGCGGGCUCCGUCCUCCGACGACCCCUGGAACGUGCACUCAUCCAAAUGAGGGGACUACAGGAUAAACUGCAGGGAUCACUUUGUAAUUCCGGUUUGACCAUUAGACUUUAAAGAAACUGCAAAUACAGCAAUGCUGCUUCUUUUUUUAUUUUAUUUACCGAAUUCUAUUCUUAUUUAUAACCAUAAAUCAUAAAAACAGUAUUUCUACAAUUAAUGUUUGACAUGAAUCAACGUCUACAUCUUUAGCUGGAAUCUUCUGAGCAGCUGAUCUUUGUUCUUUAUUCAGUCACUUCCUGCAGCAAAACCAAGAAACAUUAUUGUUGUUGAUGUUUUAACAGCUGGUCUAAUGUUUCCAGGACCAAAGUCUGGACCUAUCCUACCUCUGCAGAACUGGUGUGAAACCAGGCAUCACUAAAUACAAAAAUAUACACAAAUAUAUUUAUAGGAGUAGGAAUUUUCUUUAUGCUAUAWUAAAUGUAUUGUAAGUGUUUUACAUAAACAAGCAGAUCUCAAAUUGUUGUAAUAUUGUGGUAUAUCAGCUUUAAUUACAACUUUCCAUUCAUAACAUCCAAAAGAUGACUUGAAAAAAAAAUUAAAAUACAGGGUAAAAUAAAUACUCUAAAAUGAUCAGGUGCUGUGCACCAACCAGCAAACAAAACCAGUCCCAAGAGUAUUUAUUUAUUUAAAUCCAUUCCUUACUUGUUAUUUAUGGUAUUUAUAAGGAUGUGUUACGAUUCAAAUGUACAUACAGCCAAACGUGAGUCUGUUUUGAAUGUAUGAGCUGGAGUUGGAUUUGAAUGUGUGGCUAAAUAAACUUUAGAAAAAGCACAAGUAUCUUUUUUUUUUUUUUUUUGUUAUUUGGCAAAUGAAAUCAAUUUGUGAUGGAACUUUAUUUAAGUAAGGACGAUUACUGAGAAAUUUAAAAGAAAUUUCAAAACAUUCUGUAGUUUUUCACAACUGCUUAAUGAGAAAAGAGAAGGMUUCACCUGCAACUGAAUUACUUUAAAUUAAUUGUAUUUGUAGAAAAUGUUCAUAUUUAUGGGAGUAUGUCUGGUUGCUGGUAGGAAACAGGAUCUUUUAGUAAAAUAAUACAGUCACUCCAGUACAAAUUAUGUCAAACUGAAUAUUUUUCUUAAAAAAAUAGAUUUAACAAAAAAAUUAAACAUUUGUAGGUUUCAGGGUCUUUCAGUGACAGAACCCUACAGUUCUCCCUGCUGACAUUCAAUCACUUCAUCAAUGGAUUUAUUUUAAACAAAAUCUAUUUGUUCAUUCAAGGCAAUAGAACACGUCUGACGUUUUCCUUCUGUUUCUAUUCUAGUUCUCCACAAAAACUGUCCUUCAGUCUCAAAAGGUGCUGUAUAUUUUUUAUAUUAACGUAAAAAAU
This is a messenger RNA of Austrofundulus limnaeus, 2343 nucleotides long. It is a transcript of the gene fgf23, whose product is annotated as fibroblast growth factor 23. Gene Ontology annotation, molecular function: growth factor activity. The transcript has 3 exons. NCBI's taxonomy places the organism in Eukaryota, Metazoa, Chordata, Actinopteri, Cyprinodontiformes, Rivulidae. Bases 244 to 1008 code for a protein of 254 amino acids. The record is from RefSeq and is a predicted model, not a curated record.